CUUCAAUGCAACUAUAUUCAAAUUAUUUUCUACUAAAUUUUAAUACUUCUUUUGAAGAAGGAAUAUCCUGGGAACUUAAAAAGAACAGAUUUUUCAUUCUUGGAAGGAUUUAGAAAAUCCUAAAAUAUCUGAUGAUGUAUUUCUUCGCAAUUUUAUUUUGCACUCUUUUUGUGCCCUUCACUCAAUCGCUCAAAGUCGACGAUAGUCUAUUAAUCGAUGAUGAUGUAUCUGACUAUGAGGUGCUUUCAAUUGGUCAUAAAAUAUCCAACGACAAAUUAAUACUUCGAAUUAAAAGAGAAGAAAAAGAUGAUGAUUAUUAUUAUUUAAAUCCUACUGAUAGUAUACUUGCAGGCACAGAAACGAAAGUUUAUACUGCCACUAAUAAUUAUCAGGGUAGAUCUGUGGAUUACGUAGAAAUACGAAAUGUUAUCCAAAACAUCAUCCAUAAAUUUUAUCAAGAUCAAAAAACUGGUUCAUCUGUUACACACUUUAGGAAUAAACGUGGAAUAUCUGAAUUUCAUGGAAUCAUCGACAAUAAUUAUGUGAUUCAACCAUUGCCCAAUCAUCUUCGUAAACGUCGAGAUUUGUCGAAAAAAAAUUCUUCAUUCUUUGAAAGUGAUGCCGAAGGUUUCAUAAAUACUGAUGAACAUAUAAUUUACGAACGAACAUUUAAUAAAGAUUCCAAACUUGAUGCAUCUAAGAUGGUCGAUGAUGAAAUUAUGAAAAUUAAAAGUGUGUCGCGAAGAGAUGUUGGAGUAACUCCAAGCAUUGUGUAUCCGGAAAUUAUGGUUUUCGUUGAUGAUGUACUUUUUAAAAAAUUUAAUCAAGACGUAAUGAAAGCGGUACAAUAUACUUUGAGUUUCUGGAAUGCAGUUGAUUUAAUAUACAGACAAUUUGAAAAUCCACAAAUUCGCCUCUAUGUUAGAAAAAUAGUAUUAGUUAAAGAACCACUACCCUUCAUUAAUAAAGCAAUCCAAAAUUUUCCCAAAGGAGGUAUACAUAGCAGCGGAUGUUUAAACGAAUUUGCUUUAUUUUUACGUAAGGAACCAAUCUUUAAACCAACUAUAGAUUAUGAUGUAGCUGUGUUGGUCACUGGAAGAGAUAUGAUGAGAUCACAAAAUAACAAUGCAACAGCUGGUCUUGCCUUUGAAGGUGGAGUGUGCGAGAAUAGUGCUUUACAGGGAUACAUUAGUUCCAGUCUAAUUGAAGAUAUGAAUGGUUAUGGAGGGAUUGUUUCUGCUGCUCAUGAAUUAGGUCAUAUCUUUGGUGCACCUCAUGACGAGGAAGAUUCAAAGUUUCAUCAAAAUGGUGCAUUGCAUUGUCCAAAGAAAGAUGGUUACAUCAUGAGUUAUAAUCGUUAUAAUAAAAACAGAAUUUUAUUUUCCCCAUGUUCGAAAAAUGUUAUUCGAACUGUUUUAAGUCAAGAUUUUGCAAAAUGCGUUCAGAAUAAUCCUGCAGAAUAUGAAAAUAACAAUCAAGUACCAAGAAUGUUACCUGGAGAAGUAAUGACUUUAGAUCAACAAUGCAAAAAUCUUGGAUACAUAAGAAUUUCUAAAAAAGAAACAACUUGCUUAGAGCUACAUUGUGUCGAAGAGGAGUUGAAUGGGAGCUAUUUUCACACUACAUCUAAGAUGCCUCCUGCGGAGGGAUCUGAAUGUGGUGAAGGAAAGUACUGCAUAUCAGGAGAGUGUGUACAGAAACCUAAAAAUUUGAGACAAAAUUCAAAUUCUCAAUUGCCACACAAGCAAAGCACAACAAAAGCACCAAUCAGUACAGACGCGCCAUCAAAACCAUAUUAUCCAAUAGUAUACAAGCAAACCACUCCAAAAGCAUCAAUCAGUACAGAGGCACCAAUUACCAGUGAUUCUUCAUCUUCCACGAAUUGCGUUAAUGGAAAGUGUACAACUAAAACAUGCAACAAUGGAAAGUGUACAAUUAAGGAAACAAACAGCAACAAUGUUCAUGUGCCAAACACAGCAUCCGAUUUUUUUUCGCGAAUAAAAUUGCCUUCUUGGUUUAGAAAUUAACUUUGGAAAAAGUUAUUUUUUCUACACAUAAUAAAAUAUAAUUUUUAUUAUUAUUAGUUCUAAACGGUGAAACUGAACUUAGUUAGUUGCGAUAUUCAAAAUAGAUUUUAGAAAAUAAAUAAAAAUGUGAUAAAAAUUUUUUUUGAAAAAUACAAAUUAUGUUAAAUAAAAAUUAAGUAUCUAAAAUUUUUCUUAAGUAAAAAUGCUAAGCUACUAUUCAUUACUAUUUUAUUAUUUUUUUAAAAGUAUUUUUGUUUGAAUGGGCAUUAUUAGCCCGUGUAUUUUAUAAAUAAAUAAAAUUUUUUAAAAUAAAAA
Molecule: messenger RNA, 2342 nt
Organism: Leptopilina boulardi
Lineage: Eukaryota; Metazoa; Arthropoda; Insecta; Hymenoptera; Figitidae
Product: venom metalloproteinase BumaMPs1-like
Exons: 14
Coding region: 132-2027 (631 amino acids)
Biological process (GO): proteolysis
Molecular function (GO): metalloendopeptidase activity
Source: RefSeq, a predicted model, not a curated record